Molecule: messenger RNA, 567 nt
Organism: Arabis nemorensis
Lineage: Eukaryota; Viridiplantae; Streptophyta; Magnoliopsida; Brassicales; Brassicaceae
Source: the annotation of a GenBank genome assembly
AUGGCAUUGGGGAAGAAGAGAAUCGUUACACAGAAGUCGAAUUUGAAGCAUCGUCGUGAUAUUGAUGACGGAGGAUUAGGGUUAGGUUUAGAGCUUGUACAGUACAAGAAAGGAUUUGGGAGAAAAAGGAUUCUAAUUUCAUCAGGUGAUGAGAUUGGAGAUUCGAUUUUCACUUCACCUGUCGGAAAAAUCUCAUCGAAGAAGCUCUGCGAUAUAAGUUCGAUUGCAAAUGGUCAAAGUCUAGAGCUUGAAGAUCUUCCACAAGAUAUUCUGGUGAGGAUAAUCUGUGGGGUUGAGCAUGAAGACUUGAAGCAGUUGUUUCAUGUUUCAAAGACAACAAGAGAAGCUACAUUGAUCGCAAAGCAGUCUUAUUUUGCGUAUAAUACACCUCGGAAAACUUCGGUUUCCCACAACGGCAGAUUCAGUUUGGAAAAACCGUUUGAUGUAGAGAAUGAUGAUGAUGAUACUGAAGCCCCAGGAGCUCCAUUGCAGAAAAGGUGCCGCCUUUCACGGAUAAACUGCGAUAAGGAGGAUUUUUCUGGAGUCUCAGUGGCUCUGUUCAACUGA